GCCCCAUUGAAAGGGGCCGCCGCCGCGGGGCGUUUUGAGCGUCGGCGGGAUGGAGAAGAGCAGCUACACCAUGGCCAAGUUUGGUUUGGAGGCCAAGGAGGCGCUGCCCAAGCGGGACUGCGGAUUUUACGUGAAGUACAUCUUCCUCUUCACCUCCCUCAUCCAAUUCCUCAUCAUCCUGGGGCUGGUGCUGUUCAUGGUGUACGGCAACGCGCAGGCGGGCACCGACACGCACCUCCGGCUGCUGGAGGAGCAGCUGCAGGAUCGCUACAACAAGAUCAUCACCCUCGGCGGGAGGAACCUCAACCUGACGCGCACCCUCAACGCCACCCUCAAGGAGAAGCAAGGGCUGCAGGUCCUCGUCCAGAAGGUGCAGCGCGACCUGGAUAAGUGCAACAGCACCCAGGCGAGUGCCUCGCUGACCAAAGCCACCCAGGAGAAGGAGAGCUGCCAGCAGGAGCUGCUCACCACCAAGGCCGUCUGCGAGUCCACCCAGAUGAACCUGGAGCUGCGGAAGCACGAGUGUGAUUCCUUGAGGGCCGACACGAGCAAUUACUUCCAGCAUAUCAAGGGGAUGCUCAGCCCGUACAGCUGCAGCGAGGUCCACGGGCAGCUCAGCUGGCUGACCAAGCAGAUGGAGCAGCUCUUCCUCCGGCAGCAGGAACGGGAGAGCGCCUACAUCGGGAAAAAAGUCUGCGAGAUGAAUGUGCAGCAGCACCGCAUCAACUGCACCAGGGAGAAGCAGGAGUUGGAGAAGCGGCUACAG
Egretta garzetta (little egret) is the source of this 766-nucleotide messenger RNA. It is a transcript of the gene PLVAP, whose product is annotated as plasmalemma vesicle associated protein. Gene Ontology annotation, cellular component: caveola. The transcript has 2 exons. The record is from RefSeq and is a predicted model, not a curated record. The annotation marks the transcript as partial. Gene Ontology annotation, biological process: regulation of vascular permeability; positive regulation of cellular extravasation. Lineage: Eukaryota; Metazoa; Chordata; Aves; Pelecaniformes; Ardeidae.